CUGGCGAUGUUGUUUAUGCUACUGCUUUCUAAUUGCUGAUUCGUUUGGUGUUAAUUGGUUAAUUUUUAUCUGAUCUUGGCUUCGGAUAUUAGUGUGGUUUUGGUUGUGAUUCGGAUUCAUUGUUGUGCACUGACUUGAGGAGUAAGAGCAAUCGUUUGCCGGUGCAUUUUCUUAAAGAAGAAUAAACAAAAACAAAUCGUAAUUUUUGCAGGACUUCCGCCAAUUGAUUGUGAGCUGGUCACUGUUGGCGGAUGGAGCAGUAUGAAAAGGUUGAGAAAAUUGGUGAGGGAACCUAUGGCGUUGUAUACAAGGCUCGUGAUCGCAUAACUAAUGAAACCAUUGCUCUGAAAAAAAUAAGACUAGAGCAGGAAGAUGAGGGAGUUCCAAGCACAGCUAUUCGUGAGAUUUCUCUCUUGAAAGAGAUGCAACAUGGAAAUAUUGUUAGGUUGCAGGAUGUGGUGCAUAGUGAGAAGCGACUGUAUUUGGUAUUCGAGUACCUGGAUUUAGAUUUGAAGAAACAUAUGGAUUCCUGUCCCGAAUUUUCUCAGGAUCCCCGUCUGGUUAAAAUGUUUCUAUACCAAAUACUACGUGGAAUUGCCUAUUGUCAUUCUCAUCGUGUUCUGCAUCGAGAUUUAAAGCCCCAAAACUUGCUGAUAGAUCGACGGACUAAUGCACUAAAACUGGCAGACUUUGGAUUGGCCAGAGCAUUUGGCAUUCCUGUCAGGACAUUUACUCAUGAGGUUGUAACCCUGUGGUACAGAGCCCCAGAAAUACUGCUUGGUUCACGCCACUAUUCAACUCCUGUGGAUGUGUGGUCUGUUGGUUGUAUCUUUGCAGAGAUGGUAAACCAGCGAGCAUUGUUUCCUGGAGACUCUGAAAUUGAUGAACUAUUUAAGAUUUUUAGGGUUAUGGGAACCCCAAAUGAGGAUACAUGGCCUGGAGUGACAUCUCUGCCUGAUUUUAAAUCAGCAUUUCCCAAAUGGCCAUCCAAGGAUCUGGCCACCGUGGUUCCAAAUCUUGAUUCAGCUGGCAUUGACCUACUUGGUAAAAUGCUUCGGUUAGAUCCAGCCAAAAGGAUCACCGCCAGAAGUGCUCUUGAGCAUGAGUACUUUAAGGAUAUUGGAUUUGUCCCAUGAUAUGACCGGCCCCUCAUCCUGAUGCAAAUGUAUAUUGGUAUGUGCUAUCUAUGAGGUUCUAAUGUAUCAGACAAGAAAUGUGUGAUAUGCAGGUGAUUAUAUCUCCUUGUUUUUGAUCUAUCGGUGUAACUCAAUUUCAUUGGAGCAGUUCUGGACACAGCACGUAUGGAACACAUACAGUUGCUGGUACCUUCACUUGCUCACAUGCUAUUAUUCGUGUGAUUGUGUCAAUUUUCCCUUUCAUCUUUUAUUUGGUUUUGUUGCAACACUGCACCCAUGUAAGACUCGUUGGCUUUGGUCCUCGUCCUCUUUAUUGACAAAUUAAGAUGGUGUGCAA
Molecule: messenger RNA, 1473 nt
Organism: Andrographis paniculata
Lineage: Eukaryota; Viridiplantae; Streptophyta; Magnoliopsida; Lamiales; Acanthaceae
Product: cell division control protein 2 homolog A
Exons: 9
Coding region: 252-1136 (294 amino acids)
Biological process (GO): regulation of meiotic cell cycle; G1/S transition of mitotic cell cycle; regulation of gene expression
Cellular component (GO): cytoplasm; cyclin-dependent protein kinase holoenzyme complex; nucleus
Molecular function (GO): cyclin-dependent protein serine/threonine kinase activity; cyclin binding; ATP binding
Source: RefSeq, a predicted model, not a curated record